CCGGGGACGUCCUUAUCCUAAAGAUGCAGGGCCAGGCCUCUUCCUCUGGAAAGUGCAGGAUCACAUGCACAGCCCUAACUAAGCCUUUCAGUCCUGUUGGCUUGGAAGACCAUUUCAGGGAGACCUGCCCUACUGGGAACAGACGCGUCUCAGCUGUGUGUGGACAGCACGCAGGCGGGCAGCGAGCCUCCGGGGAAAAGACCUCGACCCGGCAGCAUGCUCCAGGUUCCGGGGUCGGCGCGCGGCGCUGCGGCGGUGCUGCGGACCGCGCUGAUGUGCGCGUUGCUGGGGCUCCCGCGCGCGCAGCCCUGGUCCUGUCCGCAGGCCUGCAGGUGCCCGUUCCGCGACGCGGCGCAGUGCCGGGGCAGCCCGGUGACGCGCGUCCCCGCGCUCGGCCUGCCCGCCAACCUCACGCACCUGCUGCUCUUCCACAUGGGCCCCGGCGCCCUCCCCAACGCCAGCUUCCGCGGCAUGACCGUCCUGCAGCGCCUGAUCCUCUCCGACAGCCCCAUCUCUGCCGUCGCCCCGGGCACCUUCGACGACCUGAUCAAGCUGAAAACCCUGAGGCUGUCCCGCGACAACAUCCCCCACCUCCCCCGCGCGCUGCUGGACAGGACGCUGCUCUUGGAGCAGCUGUUCCUGGACGGCAACGCACUGCGCACCAUCGAGCCUGACCUGUUCCGGAACCUGGCCAACCUGCAGGAGCUCGUUCUGAGCCACAACCGGCUCUCUUCGCUCCCUGCAAACCUCUUCGCGAACCUGGGCAGGCUGAAAGUGCUGGAUCUAUCGGGGAACAACCUGACGCACCUGCCCAAGGGGCUGCUCGGCGCCCAGGCCGAACUCCAGGAGCUCCUGCUGCACUCGAACCAGCUCGUCUCGCUGGACUCGGGGCUGCUGGACAGCCUGGGCGCCCUGGUGCGGCUGGAGCUCGAUCGGAAUCGCAUCCGCUCUAUCGCCCCCGGCGCCUUCGACCGCCUGGGAAACCUGAGCUCGCUGACGCUGGCGAGCAACCGCCUGGAGCUGCUGCCCCCCGGCCUGUUCCUGCACAAGCCCUGGCUGACGCUGCUCACGCUCUUCGAGAACCCGCUGGCCGAGCUCCCCGGGGUGCUCUUCGGGCCCAUGCCCGGCCUGCGCGCGCUGAGCCUCAAUAGCACCCGGCUGCGCUCCCUGCCCCGCGCGCUGCUGCGCAACCUCAGCUCCCUGGAGCGCUUGCGGCUGGACCGCAGCCAGCUGGAGGCGCUGCCCGGCGACGCGUUCGCGGCCCUGCCCCGGCUCACCGAGGUCCUGCUGGGCCACAAUCCCUGGCUGUGCGACUGCGGCCUGUGGCCGUUCCUCCAGUGGCUGCGGCAGCACCCGGGCGUCGUGGGUCGGGCUGAGCCCCCGCGGUGCUCCGGCCCGGAGCCGCGCGCCGGCCUGCAGCUCUGGGAGUUGCUCGAGGGCGACCCCUGGUGUCCGAGCCCGCGGGGCGCGCUCGACCGCGCCCGGGUCCCCCCCGCGGUGCCCGGCAGCUCGGAGCCCUGGGAGCGCGUCCAGCCGGUGGCCGCUGGCGAGGAGGGUGGAGCUCACGAUCUCUACUGGGCUCUGUUCGUCCUGCUUCUAGCGGGCCAGGCCAUCGUAGCCGGGGUCAUUGUGUUUGCUAUGGUCAAGAUAGGCGGGCUCUUUCGGAAAUUAAUCAGGGAGAGGGUGCUCGUGUGAGUCCCAGGGGAACCUCGCCAGCAAUGAACCGUGAGCAGAGCACGUUGGGUGUGGCUCGCGGAGACUGCCCGGCCUAUCCUGGUGGCCUCCUGUGAGUUCCCACUUAUUUACAGCAGCCAAAUUGGUCCUUUGGUUUUUAUUUCCUGGAACUAAGCGCCACUUUGUUUUACGAGCGUUUUCGGAGCAGUGAACGUGUGACCGGUGUUCACGACAGUAAUGAUAAGCUUGGUGUCUGGUUUAUGGCGCUUGUAUCACGUCCUCAUUUAUUCUUCCAAUUGAAAGCAGUUAAGCCCUUGUUGCUUUAAUUGGAUGUCACGGGCUGGGGAGAUGACAGCUACGGGUUCCUCCUGGCUCCACCACUUACUAACUGCGCUGGUUCUGGGCAGGGCACCUACACACAUUCUCCAUGCCUGGCUUCCCUCAUUCCUGAAAAGAGAUAAAAUGUCCCUGCCCCAUGAGUCGCUGUGGGCAUCAGUGGCCACCAAGCCCAUAAAGGCUUAACCCAGUGCCCUGCAUACAGUAAAUGCCCAGUGGGUGACGGCUGUGAUUACUAUAGUGAUUAUUAUUAAAGCAUCAGGAUUUCUAAAGAACUUCGAGUUGGUGUUUCCCUCUGUGUAAAAAGUAAGAGCAAACUUUCUCAAACUGGAGGUGCCAUUCUCAUCAGUCUAGUGUCACCCAGUGGGUGGUGUCAGCCCAGUGUGGCCAUGGCGGUAGGCCAGAGCAAUAGAUCCUCCAAUAGCAUCCAUUGACCCCAGAGCAGAGGAGCUGGGUCCUGGGGUGUGUGUGUGUGUGUGUGUGUGUGUGUGUGUGUCCAGGUUCUAAAGUUUCCCUUGCUGAAACCUUCACAUGCCCAGCGGACUCACCUUUCCUUGUUUCCAAAUUUUGAAACUACCUGCAGCUUAAAGUCCAGAUGUUUCUGAUGGAACACAGUCAGUUCAACCACCCUCACGCUCAGUGGACCCUCCCAGCUUGCUCAGCCUCAGUUUCCUGGCCUGCCCAGUGGGGAUAAUAAUGGCCCCUCCCCUUGUGGCAAGGGUGAAGUGCGGGAACCGAGGUGACGUGCAUCAGAUGAAGUCUGUGUCCGUGACGGAAAACGCCCAUCCCAAUCCAAUAUCUCAGCACCUUGCAGGGCUCUGCCAGAGCCGUGGGUAAAGCGGGUGCACAGCGCUCGGGGAUGCCCUGUCCCCUCCAGCUCCGACCUCAUCCCUGUCACCUUCAGACAUUCAGGGACGUAUGAGGGUGACUUUCUCAGGUGAUGUGUAGAAACUCUGCUUUGCUCUGCUUGCUUUUUUUUUUUAUUAACAGCAUAAAACACAACAGAUAAAAUAGAUGACUCCUGUAUAGAGCUCUUCCCCAAUUCCAGGCUUUUUUUCUCUCCUUGGAGACAACCUGCUUUGUAAUUAUGGUGUCCCAUGUCCUGACGGUGUUCUUGUGCCCUUCCUGUGUGUGCCCACAACCCUGAACUCAUCAAGGCUCUGCUCUGCACUUUUUUUUUUUUUUUUUGUCUUUUUCCUUUUUAUUGGUAUGGGAGGUCAAACUCACGACUGCCUGCUUGCAAUGCAGGCGCUUAUGCCGCUGAGCUAAAUCCCCAGCCCUGCUCUGCACAUUUUAAAAUGUGGCAUAAAGGGUGCUGCUGCCGUAGUGUUCUUUCCCUGUUUUUCUGAGCUAAAUAAAGUACUUUGCAGAUUUAACUCUAUGGUGCAUUAGGCCCUAGUUUAUUUUAGUAGCUGUGUGAACACAUCACAAUUUACCUGUUCCUUAGUUUUUUUUUUUUUUGAGAAAGAGUCUCUCUAUGCAGUUCCAGCAGGCCCUGAGCAGCUCUCUUUGGAGCCCAGGCUGGUCUUGAAUUUGCAACGGUCCUCCUGCCUCAGCCUCGUGAGUGCUGGGAUUACAAGCAUGCAGCACCAUGCCUGGAUGCCUGUUCCUUUGUUGAUGGACAUGGAUUUCUGUGGGGUUUUUCCUUUUAAUUUCCUUGCUCUGCUCUUGUUAGUGUCUGACUUUUUGGUUUUGGUCUGUCCAGAGGUAUGGAUGGUACCUCACUUACGCAUUUCCCUGAUAAGGAUAAGUAGUGAGGUUGAGAUUGUUUUAAAGCGUUUUUUGAACAAUCAGAUUUCUUUAGGUACUAGCUAUGCAUAUACACUGACCAAUUUACAAUGACCUUCCUGUAUUAAGUCAUAGGAUUGUUCUUAAUAUAUAGACACUUCUAUAAUUUUUAUACUUUCUAUAGUUUAUAUACUUUGGGGUUAUCCUAAUUAUGGCUCCUUGUUUAUUAUUAUCUUUUGCUGAAUAGGAAUUUUCUUUUUUUCUUUCUUUUUUUCCCGUUCUGCAUAUCAGACUCAGGACCUCAAGACUGGAGGCAGCAACUACUAAAGAGUUUCCCUUUAAUCUAGUCAUAUUAAACAAUAUAACAUUAGAGUUUGCGCUCUUAAAAACAUCUAGUUUAAGAAACUUCUUCCUGGGGCUGGGGGCAUAGCUCAGCAGCACAGCGCUUGCCUGUCAAGCGUGAGGUUGUGAGUCUGAUCCCCAGUACCCACCUCCCCCCGACAAAAAAAGGGAUUUCUUUCUCCUUUCAGGUCGCAAAGGAACUCUUCUGUGUUUUCUUCCCACCGUGUUAUUUUCACUAUUUACCUGCUUAGUUCACGUGGAAUUUUUUCAGACAGGGUGUGGUGUGGGGAACCAGCUGAAGGUCAUACCUAUCACCCCAUUUGUCAAGCAGUUUAUUUCCCCCCAGUGGGGGGACUUACCAGGUCUCCUCAGACGCUCGUGCUGGUUUCUGGAUUCCACAGCCGGAGCGUGGCCCAUUUGCUCAGUGCCCUGUUGCCCCCGGCUCCAUUACGGAGCUGUGAUCAUUUUGUGUGGAAAUCCCUCUCCGCAGCUUCUUCCACCUCGGUCCUUUACCCACAUUUCAGAGUCAACAAGUCCUGCUCUGCGGAGAAACCCUGCUGGGGUUUUGCUAGGAAUUGCACUGAGUUUAUAAAUUGAUUUGUGGAAGAAUUUGCUUUUGUUUUUUUAAACAAUACUUAAUGUUCUUGCCAGUAGACAUUUUGGUCUUUUUAUAUAUUCAGGUCUUUUCUAAUCUUUCAGAGCUUUUCCCAAAAAUCUUGUACAGAUUUUUGUUAGAUUUAUUCCUAUUUUCUCUCUUCUUGACUUUUCGUCUUUAGUACAGAUGAUAUAUUUUUUACAUGUUUGUUUUUGGACCAGGGAUCGAACUCACAACCUCACAUUUGCCAGGUAGGCGCUUACACCGAGCUGAAUCCCCAGCCUGAUAUAUUUUUUAAAGAUAAUAUUUUGUAAAGUUUUUACCAGUAUACAGGAAUGAAAUUUAUUUUUACAUACUUAUACCUGGCAAUAAUUUUAACAAUUGGCUGCUGCUUAUUGAAAUCUUCCAUCUAUCAUUUUUAUUAUUUUUCUAUUUUAAAAAAUUGUAUCUGCACUGGCUAUGUCCUUUAUGCUCAUUUGGAUAAGAAAUGUCUCAAAGAGUACCCUUAAAGUCCUGACUGUAAAUCAAAUAUUUCAUCAGUAAAUGUGGGAUUUCCAGCCCUAGUUGAAUAAGUGUUUUUUAAAAUCAUGAAUAAAUGUUGAAUUGUGUUGAUUGGUCCUAUUAAAAUGCUUAUUUUUUUCUUCCUUCAGUGUGUUAAAAAAAAGGUAAAUAAAAUUACAAGUUUUGAACAGUAAAUUCAUCGUUGUGUUCU
Molecule: messenger RNA, 5387 nt
Organism: Cavia porcellus (domestic guinea pig)
Lineage: Eukaryota; Metazoa; Chordata; Mammalia; Rodentia; Caviidae
Gene: Gp5
Product: glycoprotein V platelet
Exons: 2
Coding region: 217-1695 (492 amino acids)
Cellular component (GO): extracellular matrix
Molecular function (GO): protein binding
Source: RefSeq, a predicted model, not a curated record